This is a messenger RNA of Laetiporus sulphureus 93-53, 583 nucleotides long. RefSeq lists its product as uncharacterized. The record is from RefSeq and is a predicted model, not a curated record. The transcript has 2 exons. The coding region runs from base 167 to 511 and encodes 114 amino acids. NCBI's taxonomy places the organism in Eukaryota, Fungi, Basidiomycota, Agaricomycetes, Polyporales, Laetiporaceae.
UGAGGUUGAACACAAAUACUGCGUUACUUCCAUAUGGUGAGCUGUGGCGCCGUCACCGCCGAUGGCUGCAAGCCGCAGUUCUGGACAAGCACAUGCUUGACAGCCUAUCGUCCUCUCCAAAGGAGAGAGAUUAUCCGGCUACUGGAUGGGUUGAUUCAAGCGCCUAAUGACUUCUCGUCGCAUGUCAAAGGGUGAGCUACGCUGUCAGCGCUACAACUCUUCUGACGUUGCUUUCAAAUUUCUCGGGGCUCUUGUUAUGGAGAUCGGAUAUUGCCACACUGCAAAGUCGCCCGACAACGAUGAGUUCAUUCGGCUGGUUGUGACGGACGCAUUGGAAGCUGGGAGUCUUGAGGCUACGUUAUCGACUUCUUUCCUAUCCGUGAGUGGCGUACCCUUGGUGUGCGGGAAGACUAUUGAGCUAUUUAAUUUCUAUCUACCUCUUGUUUAUUUUAGUGAGAACACGCCGUCGUGGAUCCUUGGAGCCAAUUUCAAGAGAAAGGCCUACUUCUAAAGGUUCCAUACAAAUUGGUCAAAGAGGUGAUGGCAUCAGGCACAGCGAAGCCAUCAUUUAUGAGUUCAAUUC